AUGAGACGCAUCUUUGGCGGCACAAGCCUGACCGGCUCGUCGACGUCCGGUUCUCUCGCUUCCGACGCCCUAUCCUCGCCAAUCUCGACCACCCACGACCGCUCCUCUCCGCCCGCUACACCGACCAGCGAAUACCCACUGGGAACGGACGCGCAUGGCGAGCCGAAGAAAGGCUGGUUUGGCGGUCUCGGCGGCGGGUUGACGCGAAGCGGGUCCGGCAAACUCACGAGGCCUGACACGGUCUCGACGACGGCAAGUGGGUCAGGACAGACGGGCAACUCGUCGAGCAUGACGCUACAACCAGCGCCGGAGGACUUUGAGCCGGAAAGGCUGCCGUUCGGACAGGCCAGGUCGCCUCCUCCGCCCACUUCGCCUGAUCGCGGCCACACUCGCUCGUCAAGCCACUCUUCGUUCGGUACUGCGUUGCCUCCGAGGGGCACUGGCGCGAAUGGCCGGCCUUUCUCGCCCGAAGCAGCGUUGUCUGCGUCAACUUCGGCGAUGCAGAAGGACUCGCUUAUGAUCGAGCUACUGAGCGGAGCAGCUGUCGUCGAAGCGAAAGACUACGACAUUCUGAGUUGGGAAGAGAUGCAGGAGCUGAAGAAGGAGCAUGCCCUCCUCGCGACCCGCCUUACCUCCCUCAACCGCUCUGUCGCCCUCGAGACCCGUCUUCGAGAUUCAGCCGCCAAGCUUGUCCGCCUCUCCGCCCCCGCCAGUACCCUCCCUCCCUCGAACCCCGGCUCUCCCGCUCGACCACGCGUAACUCGCGAGCAAGCCGAAGCGCAACUGGCGACCGCACAGGCCAAGCUCGAUGCGCUCGAGUCGGAUUUGCGGAAGCAGACGGCAAGGGAUGCAGAGUUGCAGGGUCGGUUGUUGCGGCAUACGGCAGGCGUGCUCGCGAUUGCCUUGCGACGGAAGGAGGAGGAGAUCCAGCAGACAUCCGUGUUCCAACCGUCUUUACCAGUACCGUCGUCAGCACACCGCGACACCCACUCUCCGCCAGGCUCAGCGACCCUCCCGCGCUUCGACGGCGCCCACUUCUUCGCCGGCAAUCGCGAAGCCGUCGUCCCCCUCCCUCGCGCAAACGGCUCGCCCUACGCUAGUCCUCAGCCUGGCCAGAGCGGGACUUUCGGCGCAAACGCGGUGCAGCUCCAGCAUGACUUGGCGGAGCAGACGAGCAAGGUUAAGGAGUUGGAGGGGCAGGUUGCGGACCUUGAACGUGCGCUCGAUGCGACGAAGCAGCAGGCUGAGGAGGAGAUCCGAGCGGUGAAGGGAGACUUGGAGAACGUCAGGUCGCGCGCAAGCCAGGAGCAGGCAGGCGCACAGGAACGGAUACGAUCGCUCGAGGAGGAGGUCGAGCGCUUCAGGGAGGAGGUCGAUCAGGCGCGAGCAGACCACGAGCAUGCGCGGUCCGAGACGGAGGACGCUCGGCGCGAAGCUGAGGAGCACCGUAGCCAGCUCGCGGCGUUCCAAGGCUCGUCGGGCGACGCCCAACGCGACCUCGAAGCGGUGAAGCAGGAGGCGCAGGACUCGUCGCGCAAAUUGCGGGACGUCGGAAUGGAGCUUGCUGAGGCGCAGCACAAGCUGGAGGAGGUGGAGGAGCGCGUCAAGGAGCUGGAGGAGGAGCUGCAGCGGACUGAGGAGGAAACUGCGGCUGAAAGGCGCGAGUGGGAGGAGAAGCUGAAGGUUGCUGAGGCGGGAGCGGCAUCGACUGCUUCGGCUGAGGCGCAGCCGGCUAGCGAUGCAGCGGCGGAAGCGAGGGUUCGUCAGCUCGAGUCGGAGCGGCAGGCUGUCGUGCAGUCCAUCGGCGACGUCCUCCGCCGGCAUCGUAUGCGACCAACGCUUGGCGUCGCUCUUCGCGAAUCGCCCGCUUUCGACGACACGACUGAGCGCGAUGACCUGCCCGCCUACCUCUCCUCCACCCUCGACUCGCACUUCGACAAGCUCACUUCGCACGUCAACGAGCUCAACUCGCUCCGCGACGAGCACGACACUGGCCGAUCCGACCUCGAAGCGGAACUCGAUCAGGCGCAUGAGCGAUGCCAGAACCUCGAAGCCGAUGUCGCCUCCGUUCAAGCCGAGCGCGACUCGCUCGAGACGGAACUCGACCUCCUGCGCUCGCAAUCGCAGGAGCACGAGAGCCGUAUUGCCUCGCUCUCGACGCUCGAGUCUCAGCUCGAAGAGGCGAAGGCAGCGGAGUUGCGGGGACGAGAAGAGUUGGCUGCCGCACAGUCGCGCAUCGCGGCGCUCGAAGGGCAACUCGGCGAGCACGACAAGGCGUCUUCGCGACUGCAAGACCUCUGGCAGUCGAUGCCACCCCUCGACGAGUCUGCACCUCGGUCAGCAGCGGCAACCCUGCCAGGACGCAAGCAGCUGGGCUCGCUCUUCAAGAAGGGCGCAACCGGUCCUGCCUCUUUCUCUCCGGCCGACUUCUCAGUCGACAGCCUCGUCGAACGGGUGCGGACGCUAUCGACUGAGCACCAGCAGCUCACGCAGCGUCUAGCGUCGCUCGAGGAGGAGAAGGGAUCUGCGGAGGAGAGCAGGAAGAAGAGCGCCGAUGCGCAGGGAAGCCUUGAGGCGAAGGUCAAGGAGCUUGAAGAGCGGAUCGAGGUCUCGGCGAAGCAGGAGGUCUCGAUGCUUGAGCGACUGAAUGACCUGACCGAAUCGCUCGAGACGACGCGGGCGGAGAAGCGGAAACUCGAGAUGCAGAUCCGGACGCUCGAGGCGGACAAGGCGGCUUUGCAAGAGAAGGUCGACGCCGCCGCCGCUCGGCCUGCGCCUACACCCUCAGUACCCGCUGCGUCGACGGCAGGCGAUGGCGAGCUGCAGGAGCUGCGAGACCAGAUCUCCGACCUUGAGGAGGAGUUGGCCGAUGCACAGAAGCGGGAACAGCGGACGCGGGCGCAGCUUCUCGAGGAGCUGAGCACCGUCCAGAGCGAAGUCUCGUCGCUGAAGACGCAGUUGCGGCAGGCCCAGCGCAAGCUCGGUGCGAAGGCGUAG
Messenger RNA from Rhodotorula toruloides NP11, 2997 nucleotides. Its product is annotated as involucrin repeat protein. The record is from RefSeq and is a predicted model, not a curated record. Bases 1 to 2997 code for a protein of 998 amino acids. NCBI's taxonomy places the organism in Eukaryota, Fungi, Basidiomycota, Microbotryomycetes, Sporidiobolales, Sporidiobolaceae. The transcript has 6 exons.